Molecule: messenger RNA, 2914 nt
Organism: Argiope bruennichi
Lineage: Eukaryota; Metazoa; Arthropoda; Arachnida; Araneae; Araneidae
Product: zinc finger protein 271-like
Exons: 2
Coding region: 630-2006 (458 amino acids)
Biological process (GO): regulation of transcription by RNA polymerase II
Molecular function (GO): DNA-binding transcription factor activity; RNA polymerase II cis-regulatory region sequence-specific DNA binding
Source: RefSeq, a predicted model, not a curated record
CUCUUUCUCUGUGGUCUAUACUAGAUUCUGGAAUUAUUCAAUACCGGUACUUCGAGUGGGGCUAAACAUCGAAUAAAUCAUAAUUAAUGCAAUUCAAUCAUUGGUACAUAUUAUGAUAUUAAAGUACUUGUAAGUGUAUUGAAACAAUGAACUGGGAAAAAAAUGCGUCGCCUACAAAACAGGGAGAGGAGAUACAUCUGAAAUAUAAAUUCAAAAAUGUUUCGGUCAAAACAUUAUGAAAAUUAUGGUAUGAAAAAAAGAAAUUACAAGUAAUAUUUCCUAUUAGCAAACUGAUUGACCAAAAUACCAUAACGAAAGUUAAAUAAGCAUAAUAAACGCUUCAACAAAACAAAACGCAUCAACAAAAGAUUUGCUGUUACAUGUGCUGAACGGUACAGAAGAAAAGAAGAUCCUUCUGAUUGGAAAAUACAUGUUCACUCAUGUAAAAUUUCAUUCAUAAAUUUGUGGCAGAAGUUGUAGGCAGUUUUUCCGGCAACCGAUAAGGGCAAAUUUGCUAUAAAACACACGACGUUAAAAGAAUUUAGUAAAUUUGAUGAAAGUAGGGUAAUGAAGCGCAAUAGUUAACGUUUUUAGGUAAAAGCAAUUUCAGAUGAAAGUUAUGCUCGUUUAUGACAGAGAAACAGUAUGUCAGCGAAAUGUGUAAUGAAGUGUCUUCUCUGCAGCAAUAUUUACAAUCACAUUUACAUAUGCACACAAACAAGAAACCGUAUACAUACGAUACAUGUUCUAUGGCAGUUCUUGAUAUGAGCACUUUAAGAAAGCAUUUACUAACGCAUAAGGGAGAGAAACCAUAUGUGUGUAGUAUUUGCCAUAAAGCAUUUUCUCAGAAGUUUGAUUUAAAGACACAUUUACUAACACAUACGGGAGAGAAACCAUAUCGCUGCGAGAUGUGCAGUAAAACGUUUUCUCAAAACAGCAACUUAAACGCACAUAUACUGACACAUACGGGAGAGAAACCGAAUGUUUGUGAUUUAUGCAAUAAAGCGUUUUCUAAGAGAGCAAAUUUAAAGAAACAUUUACUAAUACAUACGGGAGAGAAACCAUAUGUCUGUAGUAUUUGCAAUAAAGCAUUUCCUCAGAGGUUUGAUUUAAAGAAACAUUUACUAAUACAUACGGGAGAGAAACCAUAUCGCUGCGAGAUGUGCAGUAAAGCGUUUUCUCAAAACAGCAACUUAAAGGCACAUAUACUGACACAUAAGGGAGAGAAACCGAAUGUUUGUGAUUUUUGCAAUAACGCGUUUUCUAAGAGAGCAAGUUUAAAGAAACAUUUACUAAUACAUACGGGAGAGAAACCAUAUGUCUGUAGUAUUUGCAAUAAAGCAUUUCCUCAGAGGUUUGAUUUAAAGGCACAUUUACUAAUACAUACGGGAGAGAAACCAUAUCGCUGCGAAAUGUGCAAUAAAGCGUUUACUCGAAACAGCAACUUAAGGACACAUUUACUGACACAUACGGGAGAGAAACCGAAUGUUUGUGAUUUUUGCAAUAACGCGUUUUCUAAGAGAGCAAGUUUAAAGAAACAUUUACUAAUACAUACGGGAGAGAAACCAUAUGUCUGUAGUAUUUGCAAUAAAGCAUUUCCUCAGAGGUUUGAUUUAAAGACACAUUUACUAAUACAUACGGGAGAGAAACCAUAUGUCUGUAGUAUUUGCAAUAAAGCAUUUCCUCAGAGGUUUGAUUUAAAGACACAUUUACUAAUACAUACGGGAGAGAAACCAUAUCGCUGCGAAAUGUGCAAUAAAGCGUUUACUCGAAACAGCAGCUUAAGGACACAUUUACUGACACAUACGGGAGAGAAACCGAAUGUUUGUGAUUUAUGCAAUAAAGCGUUUUCUCAAAAGAACAACUUAAAGAGGCAUUUACUAGUUCAUACAGGAGAGAAACCGUACGUAUGUGAUUUGUGCAAUAAAUCAUUUUCUCAAAUGGGCGUCUUAAAGCGGCAUUUAUUGACACAUACGAAAGGAGAACCGCAUGCUUGUGAUUUAUGAAAUAAUGUGUAUUCUGGAAAGGAAAGUUGAAAUAAAGGAACAUUUAUUGACUCAUGCGAAGGAAAAGCCUUUUGUGUGUGAUGACUGUUAUAUGGCGUUUUCGUAUCAGACAACUUGAAAGAGACAUUUACUACAAUAGAAGAAACAACAAAUAAAUAGACUUUAAAUUGAUGUCGGUGUGGUGUUUAUUAGAGGUUUUUCUCUCGCAGUUAGAAAAUAUAAUUUUUUAAAAUCUGUGAAAUAGCUUGUACUGAUGUUUUUUUUUUUUUUUAUUAUUAUUAUUAUUAAUGUUCGUGGAAGAGAAAACACGUCCAUGAACCUUAACAAUGAAGUGUAUUUUGAGCAGCGGAAUUAAAAAAAUACUGAAAACUCAAGUUAAAGAAAUCAUUAUUUAUGUAAUAAAUAAUAACGAGUUCAGCAUGUGUACACCUGUAACUUGCUUAUUAAAAUAUUUUUUGAAACUUCUUUAAGGAAACAUUUUUGAAUAGAUACGAAAAUUAAGCCGUAAGAAUGUGACUUGUAUUAAAACAUUUUCUGCGAUAUGAAAAGAAAUUACAUGUAAGGAAGAGAAAUCGUGACAUUUUUUCCUCUCUCUCUUCUGAAGAAUGAUUUGAAGAGUGCAUUUUACUGAAUACUGUAAGAAUCUUCGUAUUUAUGAAUUAAACAGUAAGAUUAUAUGACUUUUCUGUGCAGGACAUUUCCAUGCCGAUCAUAAAACUAUCAGUCAAUGGUUUUUUGAAAUCGGGUAGUGUCACUGAAAAUAUUUACUUCUGUAAGAGGUUACAACCUUUUAAAUGUUAUCUACAAGAGUGAGAUUUGGCGAAAUUUGACAUUUUUAGUACAUUGUUGGAUAUUUAACGACAUGGCUCUUUAUAGAAUCUCUGUAAUUUCCACAGUCUGUUUUAUGA